Messenger RNA from Eruca vesicaria subsp. sativa (arugula), 1254 nucleotides. Lineage: Eukaryota; Viridiplantae; Streptophyta; Magnoliopsida; Brassicales; Brassicaceae. The record is from the annotation of a GenBank genome assembly.
AUGUCGUCAACAGCCAGAUCCUCCGCCGCCAUGAACGGCGACCAACCACCGAGUAAGAAGCAGAUGACGAAACACUCUUCGGGGAUCUCGAUUUUUUCGCUUCCUUACGAUUUGAUAUUGAAUAUCAUAGGGCGUGUCUCUAGAAUGUACUAUCCAACUCUCUCCCUCGUCUCCAAAAAGAUGAGAUCCGUCAUUGCCUCACCGGAGCUUGUAAAGGCACGUUCUCUCUUAAACCGCAACAACGAGAGUUGCCUUUAUAUGUGCUUACGCUACUAUCUAGAUCCCUCUCGUGACCCUACCACACACUGGUUCGCUCUCUGCAUGAGACCAAACCGAACCCUAACCGAACGGUCAGGUGGCCGUGUUUUCAUCCCAAUCACAUCUCCCCAUCUGCGUCAUGAGCGAUCUACGGCUCGAACGUCAACGGAUGUUAGCAUCGUGGCCGUUGGGUCUAACAUCUACAAGAUGGGCGGGUACACGCCCUCUUCUUCUGAAGUCUCGGUACUUGAUUGUCGGUUCAACACGUGGCAAAGUGCUCCAGUGAUGCGAGUGAAGAGGAGCUCCCCCGCGGCGAGCGUAGUUGAUGGGAAGAUAUACGUAGCAGGAGGCUGUGAAGAUCCCGAGAAUUGGGUGGAGGUAUUUGAUCCGAAGAAUCAAACGUGGGGAAAUGUGACGAAUCCUGGGACGGAGAUACGCCCAUCAGGAGCUGAACUCGAGAGCUUUGCGAUUGGAGGAAAAUUGUACCUCUUUGGCGAUAAGCGUGUGGUUUACGAUCCCAAGGAAGCUAGUUGGAACCCGAUAGGAUUGGGUAUGGAUAUGCAUAAUGUGGCUAUGGAUAUGGGUAUGGAUAUGGCUGAGGGUAUGGAUUUGGAAAUGGAUAUGAAUGGUGUGGCUUCUGCAGUGUCAUAUUAUCACUGCGUGAUAGGAGAGGUCUUGUUUCUUUGGAAUGAAAGAGAGUUUAGAUGGUUUGACUUUAAGUCAAGUUCAUGGAAGAAGUUGAGAGGUGUUGAAGAUUUGCCUGAUUUUGACGGGGCUAUUCAAAUGGUGGAUGUUGGUGGAAAGAUGUAUGUAUUGUGGGACGUUUCUGGGCGUUGUGAAGAAGGUAGGGAAGUGAGAUCUAUUUGGUGUGCUGAGAUUGUGCUUGAGAGGCGUGGAGAUGAGAUGUGGGGGAAUGUCGAGUGGUUUGAUGUUGUGCUCACAACUCACGAGCCGUGUAGCUUGUUCGAUGCGGAUGUUCUUUCUGUUACUGUUUGA